CUAAGUUCCGCUAUGGCUGGCUGCAAGCUGUUACGAUAUGUUUGUUUGUUCCUUCUUGGAUAUGUAGGAGCAGUCACUGCUACCUGUGAGAAGACAAGUGACUGUUCUUGCCGCAUGAGUGAUGGCAAAGUCUUGAACUUGGAGUCACUGCAGGGUAAAAACCCAGGUCCCAGCUUCACUGGCAUGAAGGAUAUAGAUAAGCCACCAAAUUCAUAUAGCUGGAGUCCCUGCAAAACAUUCAGUCAAGACCCUGGUUGUCAAAAUACUUUGCUAUGCCAGCGAGCAAAUGGUCGAUAUUACCCAGUUGCAGAGGAAGUGAGCAGCUUUGAUGAAAGCAGUGAUGGUAUUAUAAGUAUAAUAUAUGCUCCAUUUACUGUUCCGUCACCAAAAUUCACAAGAAAAGCAACCAUUGUGUUGAAGUGUGACCAACAUCAAGAAAAAGGAACGUUUAGUCAAUUUGUUGAGCACAAAAUAAAUUCUACAGCGUCAUCUUAUACAGCAACGCUUUCUACCAAAUAUGCUUGUUUCAAGAGUGGAGGACUAAGUACUGGCAGUAUUCUUCUCAUAGUGUUCUUUCCAUUGGUACUGAUCUAUUUCAUCGCGGGGUUGUUAUAUAAUAAAAUUCAUAAGGGUGUCAGCAGUUUUCCUGAAAUGAUCCCUAAUCAUUCUUUCUGGGGCGAUGUCCCAUUUUUAGUCAAGGAUGGCUGUGUUUUCACAUUUCAAGGAAUGGCUGGCUGUUGCAAACGUGUGUCUAUGAAGGUCAAAGGGGACUCUUAUGCUGAAAUAUAAGAUUAUACUUAAAUUUCUUUU
Molecule: messenger RNA, 810 nt
Organism: Pocillopora verrucosa
Lineage: Eukaryota; Metazoa; Cnidaria; Anthozoa; Scleractinia; Pocilloporidae
Source: RefSeq, a predicted model, not a curated record